This is a messenger RNA of Mycosarcoma maydis (corn smut), 1761 nucleotides long. RefSeq lists its product as uncharacterized. Bases 1 to 1761 code for a protein of 586 amino acids. The record is from RefSeq and is a predicted model, not a curated record. Gene Ontology annotation, cellular component: Golgi apparatus; membrane. Lineage: Eukaryota; Fungi; Basidiomycota; Ustilaginomycetes; Ustilaginales. Gene Ontology annotation, biological process: retrograde transport, endosome to Golgi. The transcript is spliced from 4 exons.
AUGCUUCCAGCAUCAAUACGGACGUUCUUAUCCUCGAACUUUCUGCUGCUGCUCGCACUCGCGUACUCGGUCACAGCAUUCACCGUAACGAUCUCGGACAAGGAUGAACUGCGUCAGACAUGCUCUGGCAUGAUUGCAGGCGACGAUAGCCACAUCCAAGCUUAUUUUGACAAGGGGUCCAAGGGAACUGUAGCCACCAUGUUUUACGAGUUUAUUGAUUUCGACAAGCUUGGCAAGUGGAGCGACGACAAGGACGCGCUCGGAUAUCAGCUCAAGAGCUACAUCUGCACGCCCAAGGCGGUGCAAAAGACCCUGUGUAUGCAGGAGCAGCUGGGUAACUUUAUUGUGGAUGAGAGUGGAGGCAAGGCGAGCACGGUGCAGCUGCAAAGGAUGGAUUUCGGUGCUGCCGGUCUAUCGGAGGUCAAGACGUUGCGCUACAACGUUACCAAGACCGGAUACUACUGCUUCGGUGCGACCGAGGUUCCACUCGUAUCCCUCGAAGCAGCGCCCUCUGGCUCAGGUGAUCUUUCUGUCCAUGCCGAAUUCUCUGGCCGUGUCGAGUUCUUCAACAAGUUCAAAGGCAAUCUCCCGGCUGCCGAAUACCCCAAGCUCAACUUUUACUUUGCCAUGACCAUCGCCUACAUCGCACUUGGUAUCUACUGGAUCUCGCUGUGUAUCAAGCACAGGGACGAAAUGUUGACCGUUCAGUACUUUAUUUCAGGUACCAUCGCCUUCCUUGUCGUUGAAAUGGCGGCACAGUGGAUGUACUACUACUACCUAAACGGGCAUCUGAUCGACUUUUUUAGGAUUCGAGAAGUUAACAAUCAUACGGGUGUCACGGCGAUGGCAAGAUUCUUGCUGGUCCUGACGAGCAUCUUGGACGCCGGGAGGAAUUCGGUCUCUUUCUUUUUGCUGUUGAUCGUUGCAAUGGGCUACGGGGUUAUCCGGCCUUCCAUCGGACCGGUCAUGACCAGAGUCCGUCUUCUCACAGCGGCUCACUUUAUCUUUGGCGUUCUUUACUCGAUCGGUAUUGUGCUCAUUCAGCUGGAACAGGGAGGAGCGUGGAUCUUUGCCUUCAUCUUCCCGCUCGCCAUGACGCUGACAGCAUUCCUCACCUGGAUCAUGAAUUCGCUCAACCGUAGCAUCGAGCAUCUCACCCAACGCAAGCAGACGUUUAAAAAGUCCAUGUUUGUCAAACUUCACCGUAUCUUGCUCGGUGCCGUUGUCGUGAUUUUUGCAUUUUUCAUCAUCUCGUCGAUCGCCUUUUCGCAAUCUGGCGGGGAAGGCUUCGCGCCCAACACAUGGCAAUACCGGUGGUUCUUGCUGGAUGGAUGGCUCGCGUUGCUGUACUUGGCCGUGUUCUCCGCCAUCGCGUGGGUUUGGCGUCCAACGGGCAACAAUAUGCGACUCGCCAUGUCGGACGAAUUGGCGACCGACGACGAUCCCAACGCCGAAGGCUACGAGGUCGACACAUUUGCUGCACGAGGUCCCGACGGGCCUGACAGCGAUGACGAAGACGAUGUCGAGGCCAAACGUACUUCUCAGGGCCCAAACGGUGGGAGGAGUGCGGGUGCGCAGCCAAACAGUGAUGUAGUGUUUGAGAUUGGAGAUGAGGACGAUGAGGCUGAUCACAGCAAGGCUGCAGCAGCGGACAGGAGGGAAGGACGCCGAGGCGAGAGACAAGGAUUGAUGAGCACCAGUACCAAUGUUUCCGAGGAAACGCUGGUGCCGGGUAAGAAGAGGGCAGACAAGAAUGAUUGA